Phanerochaete carnosa HHB-10118-sp is the source of this 1221-nucleotide messenger RNA. RefSeq lists its product as uncharacterized. The coding region runs from base 1 to 1221 and encodes 406 amino acids. Lineage: Eukaryota; Fungi; Basidiomycota; Agaricomycetes; Polyporales; Phanerochaetaceae. The transcript is spliced from 4 exons. Gene Ontology annotation, molecular function: ketol-acid reductoisomerase activity. The record is from RefSeq and is a predicted model, not a curated record. Gene Ontology annotation, biological process: L-valine biosynthetic process. Gene Ontology annotation, cellular component: mitochondrion.
AUGUCCUUCGCCUCUCGCUCUGCUCAGGCCCUCCGUACCGCUUCCCGUCGCGCUCCUCGCAGCGUCGCCAACGUCGCGACCAAGUCGCAGCGUGCGUCCUACUCUCUCCUUGCGCGCACGGUCUCGGCGGUGCCAUCGAAGGCCACUGCUGUCCAGCAACAAACUCGUGGUGUCAAGACACUCGACUUUGCUGGCACGAAGGAGGUCGUCUACGAGCGGAGCGACUGGCCCCUGGCUAAGCUCCAGGAUUACUUCAAGAACGACACCCUCGCCCUCAUCGGCUACGGCUCCCAGGGCCACGGACAGGGUCUCAACGCCCGCGACAAUGGCCUCAACGUCAUUAUCGGUGUUCGUGAGGGUGGUGAGUCGUGGAAGCAGGCUCAGGAGGACGGCUGGGUUCCCGGCGAGACCCUGUUCUCCAUCGAGGAAGCCAUCAAGCGCGGAACCAUUGUGAUGAAUCUGCUGUCCGACGCUGCCCAGUCCCAGACAUGGUCCAAAGUCGCGCCCCUCAUCACCAAGGGCAAGACUCUCUACUUCUCGCACGGCUUCUCUGUUGUGUACAAGAAUGAUACCCACGUCAUUCCUCCCAAGGACGUCGACGUCAUCCUCGUUGCCCCCAAGGGCUCCGGUCGUACCGUCCGCACCCUCUUCAAGGAGGGUCGUGGCAUCAACUCGUCCAUCGCCGUCUGGCAGGAUGUUACCGGCAAGGCCAAGGAGAAGGCUGUUGCCAUUGGUGUCGGCAUCGGCUCCGGCUACAUGUAUGAGACCACCUUUGAGAAGGAGGUCUACUCCGAUCUCUACGGCGAGCGUGGUGUCCUCAUGGGCGCCAUCCAGGGUCUCUUCCUGGCCCAGUACAAGGUCCUCCGUGCGAAUGGCCACUCACCGUCUGAGGCGUUCAACGAGACCGUCGAGGAGGCGACUCAGUCGCUCUACCCUCUUAUCGGCCAGUAUGGCAUGGACUACAUGUACAACGCGUGUUCAACCACCGCGCGCCGAGGUGCCCUCGACUGGGCACCUAUCUUCGAGAAGACCAACAUACCCGUCUUCGAGAAGCUGUACGAGAGCGUCAAGAACGGCACCGAGACGCGCAAGUCGCUCGAGUACAACUCGCGCUCGACGUACCGCGAGGACCUCGCGCGCGAGCUCAAGGAGAUCGACGACCAGGAGAUCUGGCGUGCCGGCAAGGUCGUCCGUUCUCUGCGCCCCGACAUCCAGCAGUAG